AUGGCAGAGAACAGUGGCUCAAACCUGGUGUCCUACAAUCUAACAGAAGGACAGUCAAGCAAUAAAUCUCCUCUCUUUAAUGGAAAGAACUACACUUAUUGGAAGGAAAGAAUGAAGAUUUUUGUGCAAGCAGUAGACUACAGACUCUGGAAGAUAAUCUUGGAAGGUCCUCAAUUUCCAACCACUACAAGUGCUGAAGGAAUAGUUUCUCUCAAGCCCGAAGCCAGUUGGACUGAAAAAGACAGAAAAAAGGUGGAGCUCAACGCCAAGGCUAUCAAUUUGCUCAACUAUGCAAUCAGCUUCGAGAAAUUUCGACGGGUAUCACGAUGCACAACGGCAAAGAAAAUCUGGGACAAACUUCAAAUCACUCAUGAGGGAACAACCAUAGUAAAGAAGACCAGGAUAGACAUGCUGAACAGAGAACAUGAAAUAUUCUCAAUGAAGGAAGGAGAAUCAAUAGAUGAAAUGUUUGAAAGAUUCAACAUCAUUAUUGUUGGCUUGGAUGCUAUGGAGAUCAUAUAUCCUGAAUCUGUGCUUGUGAGGAGAGUUUUGAGAAGUCUCACAAAAGAGAAAAUGGUGAAACUGAAGGAAAGAAGCAAGGGAAGCAGCUCAAGGAAACAAAAGAAAGACUUCAGCAAGGUGAUAUGCUACAACUACAAAGAGACUGGGCAUUUCAAAUCUGAUUGCACUAAAUUGAAUAAGGAGGAGAAGCCAAAGAAGGGAAAGAAGAAAGGACUGAUGGCUUCUUGGAAAGACUUGGAAAACGACUCAGAAGAAGAUGAAGAAUCAAAAACUAAGUCCCAACCAUGUCUCAUGGUAGAUCACGUUGAACAAGUAGUAUUUCAUAAUCCUGACACUGAAGAUCUUCAUCUCAUGAUAGAUCACCUUUCUAAAAAGAUUAGAUGCUUCCUAAGUGAAAACCAAGAUCUUGAAUCACAAAUCACCAUUCUUAAAGCUGAAAAUGGUUUUCUAAAAGAAAAACUGAGAAAAGCUGAAACCACUGUUGAUCUUGUUGAGGAAAAUAAGCGGUUGAAAGAUGAAAUAAAAGGUUGUGAAAAACAACAUUCUGUGGUUGCAUAUCUAAAUUAUUUUGAAGAAAAUGAGAAGUUGCUCAAAGAGGACGUAGCCACCUUUGCUCAAAGUUCAGAAAAUUUAAAUCAACUAUUGGCUAGUCAAAAACCUCUUUAUGAUAAAGCUGGGUUGGGAUUUCAUAAAUCUGAAAAAAUUGUUAAGAAAACUUCUUUUGCAAACAUGGCAUCAUCUUCUAAUGACGUAAGGUUUUAA
Arachis duranensis is the source of this 1284-nucleotide messenger RNA. RefSeq lists its product as uncharacterized. NCBI's taxonomy places the organism in Eukaryota, Viridiplantae, Streptophyta, Magnoliopsida, Fabales, Fabaceae. The transcript is spliced from 2 exons. Gene Ontology annotation, molecular function: nucleic acid binding; zinc ion binding. Bases 1 to 1284 code for a protein of 427 amino acids. The record is from RefSeq and is a predicted model, not a curated record.